Molecule: messenger RNA, 1434 nt
Organism: Venustampulla echinocandica
Lineage: Eukaryota; Fungi; Ascomycota; Leotiomycetes; Helotiales; Pleuroascaceae
Exons: 1
Coding region: 1-1434 (477 amino acids)
Biological process (GO): mRNA splicing, via spliceosome
Cellular component (GO): U2-type spliceosomal complex
Molecular function (GO): RNA binding
Source: RefSeq, a predicted model, not a curated record
AUGCCUCCCAAACGCAUGACCGCGAAUCCUAUUAAAGCUCCCAGAUAUCGCCCUGGGAAACCCCUCGCCGAAGAACCCUCCUCCGACUCAGAAGCCAGUUCCGAAGAAGACGCCGAAUCCCCAGCCCCUCAAAGCAAACCAAUUCCCGCGCCGCCAAAAGUAUCCACAGCCGCAGGCAUCACAAGCAAUCUAAGCAAAGUCGAUCUCAAUGAGCGACGGAAACAAGCCAUCGCGAGGGAGGCUUCGCGAUUAGAAGAGGAAAAGGCUCUGAAGGCAAAAGAGGAAGAGGGAUUCGUGACGGAGUCCGAAGAGGAAGAGGAAUCUGGAUCGGAAGAUGGGAGCGAGGAUGAACAGGAUGAAAGUAGCGAGGAGGAGGAGGCGCCGAGGAGGGUGAUGAUGCGACCUACGUUCAUUAAGAAAGAUAAACGGAGCCAACUUGCCGGUAAUGGUGGCAUAGGAGCUGGCUCCAAAGAUACGAAGACCGAGGAGGAAUUAGCUGCAGCUGAAGAAGCAAGGCGGAUAGCCGCAGCGAAUGAAAUAGUCGAGGAGCAAAUUCGAAAAGACCUUGCAGCUAAAGAGGCGGGCAAACGGAAUUGGGAUGAUGAAGAAGAUGAGGGCGAUGACGUUGAUGAUACCGAUGAUAUCGAUCCUGACGCCGAGUACGCGGCAUGGAAGUUACGAGAACUCAAACGCAUCAAGCGGGAACGGGAAGCUAUUGAAGAGCGCGAGAAGGAGAUCGAGGAGAUCGAGCGCCGGAAGAACCUCACCGAGGAAGAGCGGAAAGAGGAAGAUGAUGCGUAUCUAGCGAAGCAGAAGGAGGAGAGCGAGGGCAAGGGAAAGAUGGCAUAUAUGCAGAAAUAUUACCACAAAGGGGCCUUCUUCCAGGAUGAUCUGAAGGCCGAGGGGCUAGAUCAGAGGGAUAUUAUGGGCUCGAGGUUUUUGGAUGAUGUUCAGAAUCGGGAGUUGUUGCCGCAGGCGCUGCAGAUGAGGGAUAUGACUAAGUUGGGUAAGAAGGGCGCAACGAAGUAUAAGGAUCUGAAGAGCGAGGAUACAGGCCGAUGGGGUGUGUUUGAUGACCGCCGGAAAGGCGGAGGUGGAUUUGGUGCUGAUGAGAGGUUUAUGCCCGACAGAGAUAGGGGAGGACCUGGAGCUAGUGGUUCGAAUAGCGUGCCUGUUGGUGACCGGAAAAAGGUUGUUGGUGCCCCCGAGGGACCCAGAGCUUUACGGGAAGGCGGUGACAGCAGAGAUGGAGACCAUUAUCGCCCUAGAGGGGGUAAAGCAGACAGUGCACGCUCACGAUCACGGUCACGGUCAAGGUCUAGAUCACCAAGUCGGCAGAGGCAUAACGAUGAAAGGAGCCGGAGGAAAAGAUGUACAUCCAGGGAUCUGGAUCGUUAUGAGGGCGACAAGCGUCGAAGAAUAGACUCUAGAUAG